CUACGCUUCCGUCGCUUAUAUGCAAGAUGAGAUCAGAACUCACAAGAGAAACAAAGUUGAUCUUCGAUCUUCCACAGGAUGUGAUAGAAGAGAUAUUCUCUAAGGUUCCGGUGGCAUCUCUAAGAAGAUUACGACCUACUUGCAAAAGAUUGAACGCUUUACCCAAAAAUCAGGGCAUCAUCAAAAAACAUUUUGAGAAAAGGCAGUACCAUGCUCUUAUGCUGCUCAACUUUAAGUUUUAUUCGGUAAGCUACAAUCUCCAUGGAGUUAAUGAGGAUAUCGCUUCCUUGCUUGAACUUAGCCUAAUCGAUCCCCAUCGUGGUACAGACGCCGAUAUAUCUCAAGCCUUUCACUGCGAUGGUUUAUUGCUAUGCACCACCAAAGAAAAUAGAUUAGUGAUUUGGAAUCCGUUUUCGGGGCAAACCAGAUGGUUACAACCGCAAAAUCGUGGCAAGAUAGACGAAGCCUAUGUUCUUGGGUACGACAACACCGACUUGUGCCAUAGCUACAAAAUCUUGAGUUUUCCGGAUAUUUACUACCAAGAAUUGGAUACUAGCCAAAAUUCUUGGAGGGAUCUUGAUGUCACACCCCAAGGCGACUUAGACUUGAAAACCGAAGAGUUUAGCUCUAAUUCAUGGAGGAGACAUCUUGGUGUUACUCCCCAAGGCGACUUACAUUUGAAAAUAUAUGACUUUAGCUCUAGUUCAUGGAAGAAUCUUGAUGUCAUUACUCCCGAAGGUUGCUUAAAAUCUUGUGGCGUGUCCGUGAAGGGAAAUGCUUAUUGGGUGUACGUGUCUAAGCAAAGAGGAGUCAACGACUACUCUCUACUUAGUUUCGAUUUUUCAACUGAGAUUUUCCAACAUUUGUGUGUUCCCUUUAAUCAAGAAGCAGAUUGUGCUGAUACUACGGCUCUCUCGGUUGUUAAAGACGAACAUCUUUCGUUGUUAUAUCAGAGCUGCGAGACGCUAAAGGUGGAAAUAUGGAUGACCAACAAGAUCGAGACCACAUUUGUGUCAUGGAGGAAGUUCCUAACAGUGGAUAUAGAACCUCAGAUCCCUAUGUUCUCGUGUCGGAUGAGCUUCUUCGUUAUAGAGGAUAUGAAAGUUGCCGUGUGUUGUGACAGAGAUAACAAAGUAUAUGUUAUUAGAGAAGAUGAAUACAAAGUAUCUUCCGGUUUUUAUUUUUUAGAUUUCGAAGGCAUAACAUGUUGCUUAACUGUCUUUGGUUAUGUUCCAAGAUUGGUUUAAUUUUUCUUUUGCUUC
Capsella rubella is the source of this 1262-nucleotide messenger RNA. RefSeq names its product putative F-box protein At3g17560. The record is from RefSeq and is a predicted model, not a curated record. The coding region runs from base 27 to 1247 and encodes 406 amino acids. The transcript has a single exon. Gene Ontology annotation, molecular function: protein binding. NCBI's taxonomy places the organism in Eukaryota, Viridiplantae, Streptophyta, Magnoliopsida, Brassicales, Brassicaceae.